CUUAGCUUACUCGUCACCUCCAUUCAAAGUUUUUGCCAAUCAAUUCUCUCUCUUUCUUCUUAUCCUUUCAUAUUUCAUAUCAUCAUCUUCUUGCUUUAGAAACUAAAAUGGGUGUCUCUACCUUUACUGAAGAUAUCAAGAGCCCAAUCGCUCCGGCUAGGAUCUUCAAGGCUGGGGUCCUUGAUGCACGCAACUUACUUCCCAAACUCCUUCCGGACAAGAUCAAGAGCAUUGAAGUUCAAGGAAGUGGUGGGCCCGGAACCAUUGAACAGAUCAACUUAGCUGAAGGCAGCCAUAGCAAAUGUGUAAAGCACCAGAUCGAUGAAAUUGACAAGGAAAAUUUCAUAUGCAAGCAUACUGUGACUGAAGGUGUUGUAAUCGGAGACAAGAUCAAAAAAAUUGUUGAAACAGCUAAAUUUGAGGCCUCCCCAGAUGGGGGAUCCAUUUGUAAGACAACUUCUGAGUACCACACGGUUGAUGACUACAAGGUUACAGAAGAAGAACGCAAGACUGCCAGGGAUAUGGCAAGACGGGUCUACAAGGUUGUGGAAGCUUACCUCUUGGAGAACCCAAAUGCCUAUGCUUAGGAUUCUCUUUCUAUAGCUCUAUAUGGGGUAAAUGGAGCUAUUUUCAGACAAUAAUAAAGAAGUCCUCUAUUUAGGUUGUGCUUUUUCUAUAGCUCUAUAAGGGGUAAACAAAGUAAAUAUCAGAGCUAUUUUUAAAUAAUAAUAAAGAAGUUUUCUACUU
This is a messenger RNA of Macadamia integrifolia, 747 nucleotides long. RefSeq names its product major strawberry allergen Fra a 1.07-like. Gene Ontology annotation, molecular function: abscisic acid binding; protein phosphatase inhibitor activity; signaling receptor activity. The record is from RefSeq and is a predicted model, not a curated record. Gene Ontology annotation, cellular component: cytoplasm; nucleus. The coding region runs from base 108 to 587 and encodes 159 amino acids. The transcript has 2 exons. Gene Ontology annotation, biological process: defense response; abscisic acid-activated signaling pathway. NCBI's taxonomy places the organism in Eukaryota, Viridiplantae, Streptophyta, Magnoliopsida, Proteales, Proteaceae.